AUGGAAUCUCCAAACUCUGAUCCGGAGAAGCCAUCCCCUGUCGGCUCAAAUGAAGAGCCAGAAGCAUCUCUGACUUGGGAUGAUUCACGCGAAACGAGAAAUCCUAUCCACUGGAGCACUCCGAGAAGAGUCUUUCACACCGUUAUACCAUGUUGUGCAGCGUUUGAAGCCACUUUCGCGACAUCUAUCAUCGUUCCAGCGACGCCAAUGUUGAUGCAGGAAUUUGGCAUUCCACGUACACAAGCACUUUUGUCUUUGACCCUCUACACAAUGGGUAUCGCAAUUGGACCAUUGUUUAUCGCACCUUUGUCGGAAGUCUUUGGCAGAAAAUAUGUUUACGUCGCUUCGCUCACCAUGCUACUGGCUUUUACAGGGGGUGCUGGAGCUGCUCAAAGUUUCGGUACAUUACUCGCCUGCCGUUCGCUUGCCGGUAUUCUCGGAUCUUCCACGGUCGCUAUCGGUGCUGGCACGAUCGCAGAUGUCUGGGCUCUGGGAAAGAGUGGUGGAACAGCAUCUUUAUUCUUUAUCCUUGGACCUUUUCUCGGACCAACCCUUGGCCCACUUGCGGGUGCUUAUAUAUUACAUGACCGCAACGAUGACUGGAGAUGGACCAUGUGGCUAUUGAUGAUCGUAGGGGCGCCCAUCUGGAUUGGAUCUAUCAUCAUGAGCGAGACUUCACACACCAUCCUUACGCAAAGACAUGGCUAUGUUCAAGAGCUGGCGAAUGGAAAAGGCUUGUUCGCUGCGGCAGCCGAAAAGGUUCUGAUUGGAAUCAAGCGUCCGACAAAAAUGCUAUGUACAGAGCCCAUUGUCAUAUCACUCUCACUCUACACCGCAUUCGCCUACGCUACAGUGUUCAGCUACUUUGGAAGUGCCUCGUACGUUCUGCAAAGGUAUUAUCACUUCAACACCCGCGAAGUAGGCCUGAGCUUCAUCAGUGUCAUCAUUGGUUACCUUCUGGCCGCCCUAAUGUUUGGCACUUUUGACAAGACCCUCUUCGCAAAGGCAGUAGCAGCUGGUAAUGGUACUGCUGCACCAGAGCAUCGAUUGUACGCUGGUAUGGUAGGCAGCAUCUUCUUACCAAUCAGUCUUUUCUGGUAUGCGUGGGAAGUCAAAAUGAAUGGCAAUUGGGCAGCUCUCGUUGCCGCUGGUAUACCAUUUGGUCUCGGCUCAUUCUCCAUCUUCCUGUCUUCGAUCACAUACAUGGUUGAUGUAUACAAAGCCAGAGCUGCAGCUUCAGCGAUCGCAGCAAAUGGUGUUUUGCGAUAUCUUCUUGGUGCAGUGUUUCCACUUUUCACCAUUCAGAUGUACCAGUCACUUGGCCCCCAUUGGGCGAGUAGCAUCUUCGCCUUCAUUGCUGUCUUGCUCAUGCCAAUCCCUUGGCUUUUGUUCAAGUUUGGUCACAAGUUGCGAUGA
This is a messenger RNA of Aureobasidium pullulans EXF-150, 1416 nucleotides long. RefSeq names its product putative MFS polyamine transporter. Gene Ontology annotation, molecular function: spermine transmembrane transporter activity; spermidine transmembrane transporter activity. Gene Ontology annotation, biological process: transmembrane transport; spermine transport; spermidine transport. The transcript is spliced from 4 exons. Bases 1 to 1416 code for a protein of 471 amino acids. NCBI's taxonomy places the organism in Eukaryota, Fungi, Ascomycota, Dothideomycetes, Dothideales, Saccotheciaceae. Gene Ontology annotation, cellular component: membrane. The record is from RefSeq and is a predicted model, not a curated record.